This is a messenger RNA of Benincasa hispida (wax gourd), 2131 nucleotides long. Its product is annotated as formin-like protein (DUF1005). The record is from RefSeq and is a predicted model, not a curated record. NCBI's taxonomy places the organism in Eukaryota, Viridiplantae, Streptophyta, Magnoliopsida, Cucurbitales, Cucurbitaceae.
CACAGCUGUAAACCAAAUUCUAAAACCUUCUCCAAACGCAGCCCCAUUCCCAGGCUGUUCGCAACUAAUUCUUCUCUCUCUAAAACUCAUUCCUCUUCUUCUUCGUCUUCUUCGCUCCCCACUUCCGUACUUUCUUCUACAAACAGUAAUUGCCUUUAAAGUUCGAUUAAUUAAGUAUUAGCUAUCGAGGUGGGUUUUGCUUUGUGUUCUCUCUAUAUACUGUGUACUAUUUUCCCCUUUUCUGCACUGCGUUUCUGGUUUCUCAAACUCUGAAGCGAAAGAACCGCUGUGUUAAUGGGGUUUCUGAGUGUAUGUAUGCGCCAUUUUGCACGCAUUUCUAGGUUUCGCUUCCAUGGUUAAGACUCCUUGUUCUGACAGAUUCUACUCUACCAUUCUUUACGAGUUGUUGUUGUUGUUGCGACCGUGUUGAGUUUUCUCGAGUGAAGUGCAGAGGGUGUGUCCAUGGAUCCGUGCCCUUUUGUGCGUUUAACCGUCGGGAAUCUCGCUCUUAAGGUUCCGGUAGCGUCUAAACCUGCUCGUUCGGUUGUUCAUCCUUCUUCGUCUCCUUGUUUUUGUAAAAUCAAGUUUAAUAAACUGCCGGUUCAAACGGCUGUUGUGCCGAUUAUUCAGCCGGAUAAUCAGUUUCCAGGCGGUCAGGUUCAGUCAACGGCGGCUACUUUUCAUCUCAGUAAGUCUGAUCUCGACAAGCUCGCCGGAAAAUCUUUAUUCGUUUCGAAACCAUGCCUCAAAAUUUCUAUCUACAGCGGGAGGAGAGGCACGACCUGCGGCGUCGACUCGGGAAGGCUCUUGGGUAGAGUGUCUGUACCUUUGGAUCUGGCGGGAAUUGAAUCCAGGGCAACAAUGUUCCACAAUGGGUGGAUUUCAGUGGGGAAAGACUCCAAUGGUUCUUGUGCGCAAUUCCAUUUGAAUGUGAAGGCCGAACCCGACCCGAGAUUCGUGUUUCAGUUCGACGGCGAGCCGGAAUGUAGUCCGCAGGUGUUUCAGAUUCAGGGCAACAUUAGGCAACCUGUUUUCACCUGCAAGUUCAGCUUCAGAACCGGCGACCGGACUCCAAGAUCCAGAUCAUUGCCUACAGAAUCAAGCAUUUCAAGGGGGUGGCUUAGCUCGUUUGGAAGCGAAAGGGAGCGCCCAGGAAAGGAACGAAAGGGUUGGUCAUUCACCGUCCACGACCUUUCCGGCUCACCCGUCGCCGCCGCUUCAAUGGUCACACCCUUUGUUCCGUCGCCGGGUUCCGACCGAGUCAGCCGGUCCAACCCCGGUUCAUGGUUGAUUCUACGACCGGGAGACGACACAUGGAAACCAUGGGGCCGACUCGAGGCCUGGCGGGAGCGUGGUGGAUCAGACGGUUUAGGGUACCGGUUUGAGCUGAUUCCAGACACGAACAGUGGGAUGAGCGCGGCGGGGAUUGUACUAGCGGAGUCGACUCUGAACACAAACAAAGGCGGGAAGUUCGUGAUUGACUUGGGUGGAAGGUCGACGCCGACGAACGCAACGUCGCCGGCGUGCAGCCCGAGGAGCAGUGGGGAUUAUGGGUAUGGGCUGUGGCCUUACUGCGUGUAUAGAGGGUUUGUGAUGGGGGCUAGCGUGGAAGGGGAAGGGAAAUGCAGCAAGCCAAGAGUGGAAGUUAGCGUGCAGCACGUGAACUGCACGGAAGACGCUGCCGCAUUCGUGGCAUUAGCAGCGGCCAUCGAUCUUAGCAUGGACGCUUGCAGGCUUUUCUCACAUAGACUCAGGAAGGAACUCUGUCAGCCAUUGGAUCUUCUUGCUUGAGAUGGGAAAAACAGAACAAAACAACUCUCGUGAAUUGCGAUCCUUUUAUUUUUUUUUUUCUUUUGUUAAUUUUAAGCAUUUCCCCCUUUUUAAUGCGUUUGGGUUUUUUGAGUGGCGCAACUUGUUGAUGGAUUUUUUAUUCCAUCGUCUGUGAGGAAUUUGGGUUCUGCUAACAAACAUUUUACAGAGUAUUGUACAGUCUGUGAGAGAGACAGAUAGUAGAGACAGACAAAGCACUUUUUUCCCCCCUUUUUAAAUAGUUGGUGUGACAUUUGUCUGAUUUCCAUCCUUUUUCUUAUGGGUUUGGUGAAGGAAAAUAAAGGUUGGUUUUGAAGAUGAA